Molecule: messenger RNA, 2883 nt
Organism: Bemisia tabaci
Lineage: Eukaryota; Metazoa; Arthropoda; Insecta; Hemiptera; Aleyrodidae
Source: RefSeq, a predicted model, not a curated record
GGUUAUGUUUACCUAAACAAACUAUUUUUCGUUCUCCUUCACCGCUUUUCUUGUUAAUUUGCAAGUUUCUUUAAGUUGGUACAUUCCUCGCAAACUUCAUUGUUUUUUAUGAUUUUAAUUAAUUAAUCAGUAAACUUUGAUGAACAUAUUUCCAAUGCUGCGCCAGGGUGUCUUUCAGUCAGUUUGUUCGGUAUGACGAAGGAACAUAUUUUAGGAGCUCUGCGGUAUAAGUUCUAAUGAAGAACUCUCUAAGAGGUACUUGAAGUCCAUAAUUAAGAUUUGAAGCAGUAUGUCUGGGAAGGAAUACGAAUCAGCAUCUGUGCUGAAAAAUGAAUCCGCAUUCGAGUAUUUGACUCCUCAUAAACUCUCAGUUGCAUUACUAAUUCAAGAUUAUUGUGUGAACAACAGGAGUGAUGGCUCCUUAAGCAUCCAUCAAAGGAGAGAUUUUUGUAUGUUGAUCCUUCGCCUCAUUCAGUGUCCCGACAUGAGCUUUGAAGAAUUGGUCAAUGAAAUACAGAAUGGGAAGUUUAAACCAGAGCCAGAACUAGUCAAAAGUUUUAUCGAUCAGGUUUCCAUAAUCUUGGAUGAGGAUGUCGGUCAUCUUAUCGAAGUCAUUAAUAGUAUGGGAGGCCUGAUGCUGGACCAUGAUACUGUCGGACCGCUAGUGAACAAAAGCAGUCCUGUGGGUGUAUUUCUCAGAAGAGUGCUGCUGUGUUUCGACAAGUUGACUUUCUCUCAAACGCUCCGAAUCUAUCAGUCCUAUAAAAUUCACUGUGCCAACAUCAAAACAAUAAAAGAAGCUUCGCCUAGUCUUAAAAGUGUCAAAGAUGAAGUUACUGAAAUUAAGAGUAGGACAACGGAGAGAUUGACCGAGGAAACCAGAUUGCUGAAGCAGACCACUUCAGAUAUAAGCAUUGAUAUGUCCACGGAAAUGACUGACUCAAUGAAUGCAACUCCAAGCUGUGCUUUCGACAAAACACAAUCCAAACUUGCCGAUAUGUCCGAAGCUAGCCUUGCAACUCCUAUCAGCAUAGUUCCUAAGAAGAUUGAAACUUCUCCAAUCACAAGUAAACUGCAGAAGACAAUCAAUGCAGCCAAUGGCAAAAAUUUUCCUAUUCCCCCAGAUGUAACAAAACUGUGGUCCAGACGACAGGCAGAGUUCUUCAUUGCUCAACAGACUGCGCUGCUCCAGAACAAUGAAUUAAAAGCACUACCUCCAUCUGAGCUGCAACAAAAAAUUCGUGAAAUUUUAAAAGCCAACUCAGAGCACGCUGAAGCUCACUAUUUAAGCUACCUUAAUUGUUUGCGAGUGAAGGAAUUAACUGGUGCUCUUGAUAGUCUGUUCCAUUAUUUUGAUAGAAGUGCAAGUAUGCAGCAAGAAGAUGAAAAAAGCAAAGGAAUUCGCUAUGCUGCUUUGAAUUUAGCCAUACUGCAUGCUCAAUUUAAUAGGAAGAAUGAAGCUCUUUGUGCGCUCAAAGAAGCGAUCAAGUUGUCACACGAGGCCAAUGACAAUGUGUGCCUUCAACAUGCUCAAGCGUGGCUCUACAAACUCACUGAUGAGAACAAAGAGGUUCUCAUCGAGCGAUCUAUCUCAAAGAGUUCUGAUCUCGGCCUUAAUUACUUGACGUCUUUAGGUUUGCAAGCUUAUGCACGUUUUGCUGCAAUGACAGGAGGGAAGCCAGCUCUAGUUCUUGAGGUCUUAAUGAGGAGCGAUAUUCUCAAUUGUCAGUUCUCUAUGAUUGACCUGAUUGUUUGUAGUUUCACACACAAAUCAGCCUUGUGGAAUUUAUAUGGCAAAACUGAAAUGGCCUCUCUUUGUAGUCAAAUCUUACUUCACCUUGAUACGACAGAUCCAGUGCAAGGAAUGUCUACGUAUAAUGGAGAAGGGACCUGUUUAGCAGUAUGUAAUAUUGUGAACAGAUUUACAAUCCAAGGCGAGUACAAAUUAGCUAAAUUAGUUUUGGAGUAUGUUAAAGAUCAGUUUUCAAAUAAACAAUGGUGGAUAGAGUCUGAACAAAUUCUGCUAUUCACGCAUGCAUUGUAUGAAGGUCGCUGGCAAGAUGCUGAGGCUGCUGUAAACAGGCUUUUGUCUGUAAAUAAGUAUGAAAGCCAUCUCAGACUAGCAGAGUUAUUGAUUGCAAAGUCUGAUUUUGUCGGAGCACAGAAGGCGGCUCAUCAAGUGUUAGAUUCCACUGAAGUAUCAUGUCCAGCUCUACGGGUAAGAGCUCUUAUUUUAGCAGCCAGAGCAAUACAAGUAGCACGAAUUCCAAUUCUCACUAUUGCACUCUCAAUGGCGAACUAUCAUUAUUUGGACCUACUUAGCGCUCAAGUUUCAAUGGAACUCGCCUCUAUUCAGCUGCGAAUGAAUCUCCCUGCUCAAACCUAUAAGCUAGUCGAUCAUUCACUUCUCACAAUUCUAUCUCAUGGAAGCGAGUAUGAAAUCGGUAAUGCAUUGCUUCUGUCCGCUAAGUCUCGAGUAGCAGUUGUCGCUCAUCUUAACAACCAACAGAGUCGGCACAAAAUCAUCGCUGAAGUCAUUGAACUGCUCAACAGGGUCAAAGCUAGCUUCAAAGCUGUUAAUGCUGUGUUCAAAUUGAAAGAAACUGUUCAUUUACAGGCUUUGCUUUGCAAUGAAAUUGGGCUAAUACCGGAGAGAAAUAGGUGUGCCUUAGAGUUCAAGUUAUUGGACGGUGAAACACCAUCAACCAACAUAAAUAGUUCCUCUGUAACAAUCCAUUGAAGGCGUCAAUUAUUUCUAUGUACUUUGAUAGUAAUUUUGUAAGUUUAAAUCACUGUACAUGCCAAAAAUUUUUUUUUCUUUAAGAAGAAAAAAAUCUGUUCUUUUCUAUGUGUAAAUUUCUAAUAAAAAAAUGAAGCUUUAUA